AUGUUAAUUAUCUUUAUUUCUAAUAACCAUGUGUGGUCACUUGUGACAGAAGUAGGAGACUACGGCUCCGUCCCUGGCCAGAUCUCCGUACUCUCCUCCCCCACCAACAUCCCCGACCCUGCCGCUGUUCACCAGCAUCGUCCCGAGGACCUACACAUUAAAUCGCUGAUGCACACGGAGCUACCAGCGCGCGCAGUGUCGCGGGAAGCGUCGCUGACGCAGAAGCUGGAGACGGCGCUGGGGUCUGUGUCGCCGCUGCUCAGGGAGAUCAUGGUCGACUUCGCGCCCUUCCUCUCCAAGACUCUUGUCGGCUCUCAUGGCCAGGAGCUGCUGCUUGAGGGCCUGACAACGUUCAAGCAGAGCCAGAGCGUCGUGGAGCUCGUGAUGUUGCUGUGCUCGCAGGAGUGGCAGAACUCACUGCAGAAACACGCCGGGCUCGCCUUCAUUGAGCUCAUCAACGAGGGAAGGUUAUUGUCACACGCAAUGAAGGACCACAUCGUGCGGGUUGCCAACGAGGCUGAGUUCAUCCUGAACAGGAUGAGGGCAGACGACGUUCUCAAGCACGCCGAGUUCGAGAGCGUUAAAGUAGGAGACUACGGCUCCGUCCCUGGCCAGAUCUCCGUACUCUCCUCCCCCACCAACAUCCCCGACCCUGCCGCUGUUCACCAGCAUCGUCCCGAGGACCUACACAUUAAA
This is a messenger RNA of Hyalella azteca, 696 nucleotides long. RefSeq names its product neurobeachin-like. Gene Ontology annotation, molecular function: protein kinase binding. Gene Ontology annotation, biological process: intracellular protein localization. The transcript has 6 exons. Gene Ontology annotation, cellular component: cytosol; membrane. The record is from RefSeq and is a predicted model, not a curated record. The annotation marks the transcript as partial. Lineage: Eukaryota; Metazoa; Arthropoda; Malacostraca; Amphipoda; Hyalellidae.